AUGGAUCAAUUCCGUACGGGAGGCCCGCAACGGGAAUUGGUUUCCGCAGCGGAGGAUAUAGCAGAUGAUGUGUUACGCCGUACCAGGCAUAUUUUACCCCAUGUUGCACGACUUUGUCUUGUUUCUACUUUUCUAGAAGACGGAAUACGAAUGUGGUUCCAAUGGGAAGAUCAACGUCAGUUUAUGCAGGAGUCAUGGUCAUGUGGAUGGUUUUUGGCAACUCUUUUUGUUAUCUAUAACUUCUUCGGACAAUUCAUCCCUGUCAUCAUGAUAAUGCUCCGGAAGAAGGUGAGUAGCUGA
Messenger RNA from Cylicostephanus goldi, 300 nucleotides. The record is from the annotation of a GenBank genome assembly. NCBI's taxonomy places the organism in Eukaryota, Metazoa, Nematoda, Chromadorea, Rhabditida, Strongylidae.